Molecule: messenger RNA, 3426 nt
Organism: Corylus avellana
Lineage: Eukaryota; Viridiplantae; Streptophyta; Magnoliopsida; Fagales; Betulaceae
Source: RefSeq, a predicted model, not a curated record
CUUAAGAGUUAAGAGUUGGACUUGGCUUCUUAGCAUACUUUAAACCAUGCAACUCUGAAUCGUGUCCCAUCGCUCAUCAUGUUUGUUUUUUUAACCGAUUUGAAUAUUUAUUACUCUCCGCACAGCCUGAUCCAAUACAAUAGCGAUUAGCGACGGUUUCUAUUGCGGUUCCUUUUUCGGAAUUCUUUGAAUUCAACAGUCCCCCAACGCGUUUUCUUGCACACCCUUCUCUUCCCUUUACACAAGAAAACUCUCUUCUACUUCUACUACCAACCAAAACAGCACCUGAUUCUUUGGGAAUAAUCUAGCAUUGUCCCCCCAAUCAUUGCCGAGAAUAAAUGCUGCCAACUCGUGAUACCCGGAAUUCUUUAUCCCUUCUUGCUGCUUUAUCUCAUCGAUCCGCUUCAUCGCAAGGAGGGACUUUGCUGGGGAGUUCGAGCGGAAGUUGAUCAAAAGUGAUGUUCUUGGUGAUGUUGGUUUUGCUUCUUAUUGGGUUCGUUGUUGGGGCCCUGACGAUUUUGGCCGCCGAGGCAGUGGGGGUGUAUUUCAUCAUAAAUUGGUUGGAUCAGAAGACCAAAAAGAAAGAAGCCCAGAUAGCUUCACAGUCGCAAGAGCCUCUUCCGGAACUUGAUCCCCGUGAAUCCAUCAAUUUCGCUUGCAACAAGAAGGGGAUAGUAUGGCUUCUAGAAUCAGAAAAGAUUCCGAAAAAUUGGCUGGACAAAGUACCAAAGGAUCAAAAGAAAAAGAAGGAUUUCUUGGAGGUUUUCCCUGUUAAAAAGCAUGCAAAAAUCAAGGAUAAAAAACUCUUUCUGACUGAAUUAGACGGUUCGCACACAGCUAUUGAGCUUAAAGGCUGCAUAAUUGAAGCUGUUUCAGCAUCAAACAUAUCUUCAAGAAAAUGGGCCAAAAGGUUUCCCAUAAAAUUGGAAAGCAAGACCUCAGUACUUUACAAUGGAAGUAAAACUUUAUACAUUUAUCUUGAGACUUCCUGGGAAAAGGAAUCAUGGUGUAAAGCCCUCCGUCUAGCUUCAUGUGAGAAGAAGGAAAGAGUUGAUUGGUUUUCCAAGCUCCAUGAAGAAUUUCAUGGUUACUUGACAACCUUAAAUGCAGGAUAUCCUUCGUUUAUGAAACCUUCAGUAGGGUUCUGUGCUGAGCCAGUAGAUCAGACAAAUAGGCCUGAUGGAACUUCCUCAAAGUUUCUCUUACUUUUGAAGAAACUUGCAAAAAGGACUGCUAGGGUUGGUCUAGAAAAUAAGCCAAGCUUCACUUCAUUAUCAGGUCGUGUAGAGAGAAAGGCGAGUGAGAGAGUUCGCCCAUUUCAAGAGACAGUAGCAGCAGCCACUGGCUUGGGGAAGACUACUCUAUCAGUGACGAGAUCUAAGAGUGAAGAAAAUAUGGUUCAACAAUCAUCAUCAACAUUUUCUCAUAGUGGAAGCCAAAGUCAUAUCUCUGUCAUCUCUGAUGUAGAUUCUGAUGAUAAGUUUGGUAACGAUGAUGGCACACUUUGUUGGAACUUGUUAAUUUCACGGCUCUUUUUUGAUAUGAAAGGCAAUGCAGAGAUUAAAAGAUCUGUACAAUCACGGGUGCAGAGGACACUGUCCAGUAUGAGAACCCCUAGUUACAUAGGUGAAGUCAUCUGUACUGGGAUUGAUCUUGGGAAUCUCCCACCUUACAUUCAUGGUAUGAGGAUUCUUCCAAUGGACAUGAAUGAGGUAUGGGCGCUAGAAGUUGACAUUGAAUAUUCUGGUGGCAUGCUUUUAGACAUUGAAACAAGACUUGAAGUUCGUGAAUUAGAUUUCGAGAAAGGCAUGGUGAAUUCAGAUCCAGUAUCAACCUCAGAUCUUCUUGAAGGUUUAGAGUUCUACGGAAAGCAGUUGAGUCCUGUGGGAGGGACAGUUGAUGUGCCAGAGCAGAAGGAGGAAGAUGGAUUGAAAAGCUCAAAGAGCACUGUACCAACAUCAACAUCAUAUGGUUCUAGGUGGAAGUCUAUUCUGAAUUCCAUUUCCAGAAAGGUUUCACAGGUACCUCUCUCUUUGACCAUAAGGGUAACAUCCCUCCGAGGAACAUUGCGGUUGCAUAUAAAGCCACCUCCUUCUGAUCAGCUAUGGCUUGCUUUCACAUCCAUGCCUGAUAUUGACUUUAACUUGGAGUCUUCUGUUGGGGAACACAGGAUAACUAAUGGCCAUAUUGCUGUAUUCCUGGUCAGUCGACUUAAGGCAGCAAUCCGGGAAACUCUAGUGCUUCCGAACUGCGAAAAUGUAUGCAUCCCCUGGAUGAUGGCAGAAAAGGAUGACUGGGUACCGAAGAAGGCAGCUCCAUUCAUGUGGCUUAACCAAGAAGCAAAUAAUGAUCCUACCACUGGGCAUGAGGUAACCGCCUCCCAACCUAUUGAAGCAAAAACCAAGACAGAAGUUAGUAGUAAGGAAACCUCCAGGGAUCCAGAAAGCAAGCAUCCAAAGCCCAAGACAGAAGUUAGUAAGGAACCUCCAGGGAUCCAGAAAGCAAGCAUCCAAAGCCCAAGACAGAAGUUAGUAAGGCAACCUCCAGGGAUCCAGAAAGCAAGUAUCCAAAGCCCGAGAAUUCUGUAUCAAUCAAUGAAUCUCCUGAUGUAUUAUCAGCCUCAACAAAUUCAGUUCAUAUCAGCGGCGGAACUUUGCAAGAAACGAGAACCCCUUCUUUGUUAAGGAAUGAUGAACCACAAGAAACUUGCAAGCAGGCGGAGGAAAUCCCAGAGAGUCAAUCAUCAUCAUCAUCUAGGUCUAUGAUUCAAUAUGAAAAACAGGACAGUACCACUGAAGACGAUGAUUUGAGGCCGAAGAGAGUUGGGGGGAGAAGAGCAAGAAUGCUUGAUUUUAGUAAGAAGGUGGGUGAGAAAAUUGAAGAAAAGAGGCGCCACAUUGAAGAGAAGGGUAGGAACAUUGUUGAGAAGAUGCGAGGACCGUGAAACAGCAAGAACCAAGGAGAGACAGCUGCCUUUGUAACAUAUGGAAUUGGCAGCAAAUACCAUUGUUCAAUGGAGGGAUGUGAUCUUAAUGAGGUCUCUCUGUUGUUUGAUGGUGAUCUUACUUGGGGUUCAUUCACAAGCAAUCAAUAUUUCAGGAUCCCCUUGAAUAUAGAAAGUCAUCUGUGUGAUUCUUCCUCAAGUUUACAUUGCACAAUAAAAUAGGGAUAUAAUAGAUUAGUUUUAGGUAGGGGGAAUUAUUAGCUUUACCGUAAGAAAUUUUUUUUUUUUUUUUUUUUGAUAUGAAAGAUGAAUAUACUGCUAAGCUUGAAAAAUGCUCUUCUUUCUCUUAUAGCAAGCAUGUUUUGACUUCUUUACAUCCAAAAUGGGUAAAUGAACAGCAUUAUCCUGAAAAUUUAUUGUAAUGAUUACCAUGAAAGAAUAUGUUAAUUAUAUGGUUUAAGUGCAAUCUUAAUAUUCUGAAA